AUGGCGUGCGAGAACUUCGGUCGUGUUGUCGAUGGGAAGAAGGAGAAGCAUAUGCUUUUGGACGACAUCGUCACCUUAUACGAUGAUGUGAAGAUCGAGCUGCAAAAGAUAGAGGAACAAAAGCGGUCCCAAGGUCAAGACAAAAAGGACAAAGUCGAACAAGGUGGGCAAAUGGUCCGCGAAAUGGCCAUGAAGACAAUGAAGCGACGACGCGACGUUGAAGGCGACGAUCCAAAGCGUCCAGCGCACGAGAACCGUCGCAACAGUCUGGCUGCUGCGAACUUGGUCGAGAGCGAACUUGAAUAG
Messenger RNA from Aphanomyces invadans, 306 nucleotides. RefSeq lists its product as hypothetical. The transcript is spliced from 2 exons. Bases 1 to 306 code for a protein of 101 amino acids. The record is from RefSeq and is a predicted model, not a curated record. NCBI's taxonomy places the organism in Eukaryota, Oomycota, Saprolegniomycetes, Saprolegniales, Verrucalvaceae.